Molecule: messenger RNA, 3061 nt
Organism: Peromyscus californicus insignis
Lineage: Eukaryota; Metazoa; Chordata; Mammalia; Rodentia; Cricetidae
Gene: Crat
Product: carnitine O-acetyltransferase
Exons: 14
Coding region: 534-2414 (626 amino acids)
Biological process (GO): carnitine metabolic process, CoA-linked
Cellular component (GO): peroxisome
Molecular function (GO): carnitine O-acetyltransferase activity
Source: RefSeq, a predicted model, not a curated record
AUCUUUGUGCACGGCACUGAGCCUGGCCCAAAGAAUCUGAGACCGUCCUCUGUCAACAUAGUUAUGUUUUCCUGCGACUCCAAGAGUGACGUCCAAGGACACCAGUCAGACUUGAUGGACGCACACAGCCGCCUCGGCAGCUUUGGUGGCAUUCGGAGGCGGAGAGCGCGAGCGGGGCCGUGGCCACCGCCGUGACCUGUGACGGAAGCCCAGUGCCUGGCUUCUAACGGCUGAGCCGGGGACCUGUCGCCACAGGCCCCUCCCCCUGUGACCACGUCCAGGCUCGGGCCAGCCCUCGGCUCGCGACUAGCGGCUUGCAACUGCGACCCACCGAGGCUCCGCCCCGCGAGUCCUGCUCCACCGGCCGCCCGCCCGGCCCGGUGGGCGCGGGGCCGCCUCUACUGGCUGGCGGCCGUGACUUGGUGACCUUGAACCUAGAGCCCGAGAGGGGAACCCACUGACCCCACAACCGUGCAGACUUUGCCCAGCGCGAGGGGCGGAGCGGACCGAGUGUCCGCAGACAGACUGGGACGAUGUUAGCCUUUGCUGCCAGGACCGUGGUAAAGCCCCUGGGCCUCCUCAAGCCCUCCUCCCUGAUGAAGGUUUCUGGUCGCUUCAAGGCCCACCAGGAUGCAUUGCCGAGGCUGCCUGUGCCCCCACUCCAGCAAUCCCUGGACCAUUACCUCAAGGCACUGCAGCCCAUCGUGAGUGAGGAAGAGUGGGCCCACACCAAGCAACUGGUGGACGAAUUUCAGAGCUCAGGGGGUGUAGGGGAGCGCCUGCAAAAGGGACUGGAGCGCAGGGCCAAGAAAAUGGAGAACUGGCUGUCAGAGUGGUGGCUGAAGACGGCCUAUCUCCAGUACCGCCAGCCUGUGGUCAUCUGCUCCAGCCCAGGAGUGAUGCUGCCCAAGCAGGACUUUGUGGAUCUGCAGGGGCAGCUGCGGUUCGCUGCCAAACUCAUCGAGGGUGUGUUGGAUUUCAAGUCCAUGAUUGACAACGAGACCCUGCCAGUCGAGUUCCUGGGGGGAAAGCCGCUGUGCAUGAACCAGUACUAUCAGAUCCUGUCCUCUUGCCGUGUGCCGGGCCUUAAGCAGGACUCCGUGGUGAAUUUCGUAAAGACAAAGAAGCCGCCCAUGCACAUAACCGUGGUGCACAACUACCAGUUCUUCGAGCUGGAUGUGUACCACAGUGACGGGACACCCUUCACCUCUGAUCAGAUCUUUGUGCAACUGGAGAAAAUUUGGAACUCAUCACUGCAAACUAACAAAGAGCCCGUUGGCAUCCUUACCUCCAACCACCGCAACACCUGGGCCAAGGCCUACAACACCCUCAUCAAAGACAAAGUAAACCGGGAGUCGGUGAGCUCCAUUCAGAAGAGCAUCUUCACUGUGUGCCUGGACAAGCCAGUGCCCAGAGUCUCGGACGAUGUCUACCGCAACCAUGUCGCCGGCCAGAUGCUCCACGGCGGUGGCAGCAAGCUCAACAGUGGCAACCGCUGGUUCGACAAGACACUGCAGUUCAUUGUGGCAGAAGAUGGAUCCUGUGGGCUGGUUUAUGAGCAUGCAGCGGCAGAAGGGCCCCCCAUUGUCGCUCUUGUGGACCAUGUCAUGGAGUAUACGAAAAAGCCUGACCUUGUGCGGUCUCCUAUGGUGCCCUUGCCCAUGCCCAAGAAGCUGCGGUUCAACAUAACCCCUGAGAUCAAGAAUGACAUUGAGAAAGCCAAGCAGAACAUCAGCAUCAUGAUCCAGGACCUGGACAUCGUGACGCUGGUAUUCCAUCACUUUGGAAAGGACUUCCCCAAGUCAGAGAAGCUAAGCCCUGAUGCCUUCAUCCAGCUAGCCCUGCAGCUGGCAUACUACAGGAUCUAUGGACACUCAUGUGCCACAUAUGAAAGUGCUUCUCUGCGCAUGUUUCACCUGGGCCGCACUGACACUAUCCGCUCAGCCUCCAUGGACUCACUGGCCUUUGUCAAAGGCAUGGAUGACUCUAAUGUGCCGGAGCUCGAGAAGGUGGAGCUGCUUCGGAAGGCCGUGCAGGCCCACAGAGCCUACACUGACCGAGCCAUCCGAGGAGAGGGCUUUGACCGGCACCUGCUGGGACUGAAGCUGCAAGCCAUUGAGGACCUGGUGAGCAUGCCCGACAUCUUCAUGGACACGUCCUAUGCCAUUGCUAUGCACUUCAACCUUUCUACCAGCCAGGUGCCUGCCAAGACAGACUGCGUCAUGUUCUUCGGACCGGUGGUCCCAGAUGGUUAUGGCAUCUGCUACAACCCCAUGGAGGCCCACGUCAACUUUUCCGUGUCGGCCUACAACAGCUGUGCGGAGACCAAUGCUGCGCGCAUGUCUCACUACUUGGAGAAGGCUCUGCUGGACAUGCGCACUCUCCUGCAGAACCACCCCAGGGCCAAGCUCUGAGCCCAGGCCAGGGCCUGCCAGCACCACAGCCAAGCCCUCUUUGGGAUGGACACCUGCCAUGGCUCAGUUCCUUGGCUCCUGUGCCCUCCAAUUUCACUGAGCCAGGCAAAGUCUCUAGCAGGGCCCCAAGGUCCAAGCCAAGUGCCUCUCAGGUCCUGUCCUCAGCACCUGCCAUAGCCCAAUGCCAGAGUUGAGUUCAGAGGCUGAACAAGACUAAGGCCUAGGUCCUCAACAUGUCAUCCACCAACAUGAGUCCCAGGGAAGGGAACCAGUCUAGCCCAUCCCUCCUCACAGCAGGAGCCGUGAAGAGUUCCUUUCCUCAGCCCUGACCAAUAGCUACCGUCUCCACAGCCCAGCUGAAAUCUGUCUUCAUCCAUAAACGCCCAAGGACCAGGAGUCAGGGUUAUCUAGCGCUGAGUGGCUCUCAGCCUCCCCGAGGCUGAGGGUCAAGUCUUUGUAGCCAAAGGGACACCGGAGGCCUCGCCUCCAUCACUCCACCUCAAGGUGCCAUCUCCCAGCUGCCACGCUCUUUCUGGUGACUCUUGCCCCAGCCUUCUUGCUUCCAUUCAGCUUGAUUCCAGAACUACAUUCAUGGUUACAUAAUGUGACUAUCCAGGUGAUCAAUAAAGGCAAGAAGUGCUGGUGAA